Messenger RNA from Crotalus tigris (Tiger rattlesnake), 1179 nucleotides. It is a transcript of the gene YWHAG, whose product is annotated as tyrosine 3-monooxygenase/tryptophan 5-monooxygenase activation protein gamma. Lineage: Eukaryota; Metazoa; Chordata; Lepidosauria; Squamata; Viperidae. Gene Ontology annotation, cellular component: cytoplasm. Gene Ontology annotation, biological process: signal transduction. The transcript has 2 exons. The coding region runs from base 355 to 1098 and encodes 247 amino acids. Gene Ontology annotation, molecular function: protein kinase C binding. The record is from RefSeq and is a predicted model, not a curated record.
GAGGCGCAUGCGUAUAUCUCUUGGGUGCAGCCGUCACUGCUACUACUGCUGCCGCCUUCUCCGUCGCCGCUGCCGUAAGAGCAGUAGCGGCGCGAGCGUGAAGGGGAAAAGAGGCGAGUUGUCUCGCGCUCUGGGAAGCAAAGCAGUUGAACCGCCUGCCUCGCACGCGACCCCGCUUCGGCCGGCCGGCCGACCAAUCAACCAACCAAUCGCCUGCCCUCUGGCUUUUUUUUUUUUUUGGUUUUGUUUCUGUGUUUCUCUCUCUCUCUCCUCUUCAGUUUCUCUCUCUCUAGCCUCGGUCGGGAGCAGAACAAAAAUAUUUAAACCCCCUAGCCUCUGAAAAAUCCCGUAAAGAUGGUCGACCGCGAGCAGCUGGUGCAGAAAGCCCGGCUGGCAGAGCAAGCCGAGAGAUACGACGACAUGGCGGCUGCCAUGAAGAACGUGACAGAGCUGAAUGAGCCACUGUCCAAUGAAGAAAGAAACCUCUUGUCCGUAGCUUACAAGAAUGUAGUUGGGGCCCGACGCUCCUCUUGGCGAGUAAUUAGUAGCAUUGAGCAGAAGACUUCUGCUGAUGGCAAUGAGAAGAAAAUUGAGAUGGUGCGGGCUUAUCGUGAGAAGAUUGAGAAGGAGUUGGAAGCGGUGUGCCAGGAUGUACUCAGUCUCCUAGACAACUACCUGAUCAAGAACUGCAGCGAGACCCAAUAUGAGAGCAAAGUCUUCUACUUGAAGAUGAAAGGGGACUAUUAUCGCUAUCUUGCUGAGGUGGCCACAGGGGAGAAGAGAGCGACUGUGGUGGAAUCCUCUGAGAAGGCAUACAAUGAAGCUCAUGAGAUUAGCAAGGAACACAUGCAGCCAACUCACCCCAUCCGACUUGGCCUGGCCCUUAACUACUCUGUUUUCUACUAUGAGAUCCAGAAUGCCCCUGAACAGGCAUGCCACCUGGCCAAGACGGCUUUUGAUGAUGCCAUUGCUGAGCUGGACACCCUCAACGAGGAUUCCUACAAGGACUCAACGCUCAUCAUGCAGCUGCUCCGUGAUAACCUAACACUCUGGACAAGCGACCAGCAAGAUGAUGACGGUGGUGAAGGCAACAACUAGAACCUUUGGAUGGACUGGCAGCCGCACGCCGAUGCUACUACUGCAGUCUUUAUUUUUUUUCCCACAAGUGAAAAGUGGGGG